Neoarius graeffei (lesser salmon catfish) is the source of this 4594-nucleotide messenger RNA. It is a transcript of the gene hhip, whose product is annotated as hedgehog interacting protein. The transcript is spliced from 13 exons. Lineage: Eukaryota; Metazoa; Chordata; Actinopteri; Siluriformes; Ariidae. Bases 642 to 2708 code for a protein of 688 amino acids. The record is from RefSeq and is a predicted model, not a curated record.
CGCACGUCAUCCGGCUCGCUUCUCGCGCGCUGGUUAAAAAGAAGACGGAGACGGAUCGGGACAAGCACGUGAGCGCGCGGAAGGCAUCGCGGGAGUGAGAGAGUGAGAGAGAGACACACACAUACACACUCAUAUACACACACACUCACUGACACAGAGACACGCAUACACACAAAUACACACGCACACACACAUACACACACACAUACAUCCACGAGUAAACUUGGUGCUACUUUUUUUUCCAUUUUUACGCACUGCUUUAACGGGAUUUAACUUUAACGCGCGAGGAAACCGGCUGUGGUUAUUGGUUCGGAUCAAUAUGCAGAUUUUUUAAUCGCCUUGCAUUAUGAAAGAAAACGUUUUUUCACGUGUCGGCUGAGCCAAAGCUGCACUUGUAGUCUAAUUUAUAAGUUGCUGGAUGUUUUUUUCCCCCCUUUAUAUAGGACACGUGAUAUUGGAUGCGAAGUUGGUUUAUAAAUCCAGCAAAAUAAAUAAAUAAAUUAAUUAAUUAAUUUUAAAAAAGAGAAAAUAAAUUGUUUGGAGAGAGAAGAGAAAGAGAGAAAGGAAAAAAAAAACUUUUCUUGUAAACCCGAAGCAGGAGAGUCAAUCUCUUAGAGCCGUUAUAUAUUUAUUUCUCUGCAAUGAGGCGUCUGAAGCUCGUGCUCGUGUUGGUGAUCGCCGCCGCCGAUGUGUGGGAGCGCGCCGACGCCAAGUGGGGCGACAAGGGCGAGCUGAGUCCGCGGAAGGGGAGAUGCUACGACGGGAGUCUGCCGAGACGUCUGAAGAAGAAGGAGCGCAAAGUUGGCGGUGGAGACCUGUGUUCCGCGCUCUAUCCGCGCGCAUCGUGCUGCCCGAGCCGCAGAGUCGCGCACCGGACAGACCCCACGAUCUUUUCCACCAAUAACACGGAGUGUUCCAGACUGCUGGAGGAGAUCAAGUGUGCCCGCUGCUCACCAAAUGCCCAGAUGCUCUUCCACUUAUCUGAACAAGAAUCGGCACGACACCGUGAACCAGACCUGCCACGUCUUUGCCUUGACUACUGUCAAGAGUUCUACUAUACCUGCAGGGGACACGUACCAGAGCUCUUCCAAGCCGAUGUAGACGAGUUCUGCCAAUACUACGGGAGAAGGAAUGGGGGCCAGUGCUUUCCUGAUUUCCACCGAAAGCUACUGCGUGGGCAAGACUCCAACUACUUGGGAGAUGAGAGAAUCGAACCGAUCAACAGCAGGAAGCAUAAGCACAACUGCUACUGUGCUCAGGAGAUCUUGAGUGGGCUGCGUCAGCCCGUGGCCAUGGUGCAUUGUGGGGAUGGAUCGCAGCGCCUGUUCAUUGUGGAGAAGGAAGGCUUUGUCCGCAUUCUCACUCAUGAUAUGGAGCUUCUUAAAGAGCCAUACCUGGACAUCCACAAACUAGUGCAAACUGGAAUCAAGGGAGGAGAUGAAAGGGGCUUGCUAAGCCUGGCAUUCCACCCCAAUUAUAAGAAAAACGGCAAGCUCUACGUCUCCUACACGAAGAACCAGGAGCGCUGGGCAAUCGGCCCUCAUGACCACAUUCUUCGUGUGGUCGAGUAUACAGUGUCCAGGAAAAACCCCAACCAGGUGGACACUAGGACCUUUCGAGUCUUAAUGGAGGUGGCCGAACUCCACAGAAAGCACUUGGGUGGGCAGCUGCUCUUCGGACCUGAUGGCCUUUUGCAUAUCUUUCUGGGUGAUGGGAUGAUCACUCUGGAUGAUAUGGAGGAGAUGGAUGGAUUAAGUGACUUCACUGGUUCAGUUCUGAGGGUGGAUGUCGACACGGACCACUGCUCCACUCCAUACGUCAUACCAUGGGACAACCCAUACUUCAACAGCACCAAUCAACCACCAGAAAUCUUCGCCCAUGGACUGCAUGAUCCUGGCAGGUGUGCAGUGGAUAAACUACACAUGGAUGCCAAUGGAAGCCUCCUGAUCCUGUGUACUGAUACGACAGGAAGAAACACAACAACAGGAAGGAUCCUGCAAAUCAGCAAAGGGAAAGAUUAUGAAAAUGAACAAUCUAUUUUUGACUUGGAGUCUACUGGUGGUGCGCUCCCAGUUGGUGGAUUCAUCUACAGAGGUUGUCAAUCAAGAAGACUUUAUGGAAGUUAUGUAUUUGGUGACAAAAAUGGAAACCUCAGAAUACUCCAGAGACCUUCUGAGGACCGGCCAUGGCAAGAGAAGCCAUUCUGCCUUGGAAGUAGCAGUUCAUGUGGUUCCACAUUAGUAGGCCACAUCCUGGGGUUUGGAGAGGAUGAACUAGGUGAGGUCUAUAUCUUGGCCUCCAGCAAAAGCUUAGCCAUGCAGUCACACAGUGGGAGGCUCUACAAGCUGGUGGACCCUAAAAGGCCUCAGGUACCUAAGGAAUGCCGGCGGCCAGUAGAAGCUCCAGAGAUGCUGAGCAGCUCCUGUUCUCGGGAAUGCAGAAAUGGGCACUGUACUCCCACCGGCAAAUGCUGCUGCAACAACGGCUGGGAGGGUCCCUUCUGCUUAAGAGCCAAGUGUGAACCUGCUUGCCGAAACGGUGGCGUCUGCAUCGAACCCAACAAGUGCUUCUGUAAGGAAGGCUUCUCCGGGGCACAGUGUGAGAAAGGAGAGCGAGGUGUACAAGAGGAUCGGGAUAAAGAUGGCAUUUUGGAUCACAUCAUUGACAUGACAUCAUAUCUGCUGGACCUCACCAGUUAUAUUGUCUAGAUAGGGCAAGGAGAGCACUCCUCUACUCCGGUCUGAAGGCAGAACUUUAAGGAGGCGUUUUUGAGGGUUUGCCUUCAGGACACCAACACCAAUGCCCCAACCUCCAACUGCAUCCCAUCUACCACGUUACUACAAUCAUCACUGACUGCACAUGUGGUGGUCCAUCAUUGGCUGGUAUUUACUCCCAAAUUUGGUUGAUGCAUUCAAAUUCUUGUUGUUUGGUUAAACCACAUGGACACAUCCUGAUAUUUAGAAGGUUCCAUUUUUUUUAAAUUAAAUUAUUGACCAAGAUCCCACACUGAGCUUCAGUGCAAAUAACAUUGGUUCAGAAUUAUAUUUGCAUAUUUUCCUCCAUGUUUCUGAUAUACAAAGCACUGUCCCAUGCAUCGCAUUACACAUCCAUAUACACACGGACAAACGAGUGUCCAAGACAAGCCUUUACAUCAUGCUAAAUGCUAAAGGGUCCAGCACUCGGUGCUUUCGCUAUGUCUUUGCUGUGUAUACUUCAGGACUCAGCCCUUAUUCCUGCUUCUAAGUUUUGCCAGUGAAAAGGACCCUUCAGAUGCCUCGAAUCACUGGACUCGCAGUUUAACCUGCACAUGGCCGUAAACCAUCUGUGCAACCAAUGAAAGACAAAUCAACAAAAUCAAAACCUAUAAUCAAGACUCACUCUGGGAAAUCGAAUGGACAGCCUAUCUGACUGAAACUCACCGCAGGAAGUCACGAUGGCUCUGGAUCCAUAACCUCACACCAAAGGCUUAGCCGAAUAACCAAUAUGAUAAAAAAUAUAUUUUGUGUGUGUGUAAACAGAACAUUGUAUCUAUUCAUUUGAUAAAUCUCAGUUUAUCCCGUUCACCAUUCAUAUUCAAUACCUAAUUGCAGUUUAAUUCCAGCAAUAUUUAUGGAGUCACUCAAUUGGGACUUGAUGCCAGUUUAUUUAAAGUUUGGUCUAGGCUAUUAAUAACCCUCAGUUUAAAAAAAAAUCAACUCAAAUCUGACGACGGCUGCCAUCAGCAUGUACUUUGUACAAUGAAAAAGUUGCAAAUCACAAACGUUUUUUGCCAAAACAGCUCCUGAUUCUGAUAUUCCUACCGAUUUUCUGAUACUCUUCAUGACCAUGCACGCUGCUUUCAAUAUAAAUAAUGUAUCAUAGAUUUACAUACAUUUCAUUAGGUUUGUGUAUGUUUUAUUGUUCCUGUUUGAACUUCAGCAAAGAAACAAGCUAGCUUUGUAUAAAUCUUGUACGUAAGACCAUUUCCACAGCAGUAUUUUUUUUCCUUUUGAGCUAGUUACACUGCCACGAGUAUAAAAGAAUAUAAGAAUAAUAUGUAGAUUAUUACCAUCAUUCACUGGGAUCUUUUUUUAUUUAUCAAAGGUCCAUGCGUCUUGUUUUUUUUUUUCAAUCACUGAAUGGUCUUCAGUUAACAGUGUCAAAAGGGAACAAGCAUAUAGUGCUGUACAUUUCUGAUAGUACUGUACUAAGAUAAGUACUACUUAGCUUUGCAAAAUAAUAUAGUAUUACUAUUGUUUCAAUAGAGGAAGGUUUAUUUUUUUAAGUGUAAUAAUAUAUGACGGGGAGAGUAUUACUAGAGAGCAGUUUUACAUUAAGCCUAUGGAUUCGCAUUGUGUCUUUUCUUGCAAAAAAAAUAAAAUCCUGAUUUCUUUUUCAUACACUACCAUUCAAAAGUUUGGGGUCACCCAGACAAUUUUGUGUUUUCCAUGAAAAGUCACACUUUUAUUUACCACCAUAAGUUGUAAAAUGGCGGCACGGUGGUGUAGUGGUUAGCGCUGUCGCCUCACAGCAAGAAGGUCCGGGUUCGAGCCCCGUGGCCGGCGAGGGCCUUUCUGUGCGGAGUUUGCAUGUUCUCCCCGUGUCCGCGUGGGUU